AUGAGCUCAUCCAACAACUCCUCAUCAGAUGAUCAAACAUCUCCUCCCUCCUUCUAUGAAAUUUCCGAUGAACAACUUCAACAAUGUGUUCGUAAAGCAAUCAUGAAAGUACUUCCUCAACUCAUCGAUGACGAGGACAUUCUCGAUCAUGUUGUGAAUGAAUUGAUCAAUGACAAUGUCAAUAUGCUCUCACAAAGUGGUGCCAUUGAUUUUGAUGACGUUGCUGCUAGUGCCUAUGAUCAUAUUAAAUCAUCAGCUACCAAAUUAUCCUUUGCUGCUCUUUCCAACACAAAGGGUGAAAAGAAGCAACAAAGUCAAACGCUCAUCAUUAAUAUUCUUUCCGAACAUUUAAUUAAUUAUGACGUGAGUGACGAUGAUGAAGAAGAAAUUUCUCAAAUUUGUCACGAAAUUCAAGAACAUUUCCGAAAUAUUCGACUAGGUCAAUAUGCAGAUUAUGGAGUGAACAUUGGUGAUGCUGAUGACGAUGAUGGUGCCUAUGUAGAAGAUGGUUGUUGUGUCAUGUGUGAAAGAGAAAUGAAACUCACUCGACACCAUUUAAUUCCCAGAACUUGUCACAAAAAGUAUCUCAAGAGAGGUCAAUACACCAAAGAACACUUGAAUAAGUGUAUUCUAAUUUGUAGAGUAUGUCAUGAUGCUGUUCACUCAUUCAUUUCACUGGAUGAUAUGGCUGAACAUUAUCAUACACUCGAAACCAUUUUAAGUCAUCCAAAGGUUCAACGAUGGAUUCCCUAUGUUUCCAAGCAACGAACAGGAAAGAAGUUUAGAUUCUAA
Messenger RNA from Naegleria lovaniensis, 792 nucleotides. RefSeq lists its product as uncharacterized. The transcript has a single exon. Lineage: Eukaryota; Heterolobosea; Eutetramitea; Acrasida; Naegleriidae. The record is from RefSeq and is a predicted model, not a curated record. Bases 1 to 792 code for a protein of 263 amino acids.